CGUCGGACCUGAGAAGCUUCUUUUUACUUGCUUUUGUUCCGGUUAUUUUCACUCUGAAAUAAGAUUGUUAUUAUUCAUUUAAUAUGUUUAAKGUUUCGUGUGUCUUUUAAUAAGAACAAUAUUAACUGUUUAACCAUUWACGCGCCGAGGGGGGACGGAACUAAAGAAGUCCUCUGAUGUCCGCAGGUCGGCUGCUGAUGUUCCCGUCGGUCUCUGCCGGCUCGCUGGGGGCUGCGGAGCCCUUUAGCAGCUCGCUGUCAGAGAUGGAGACUUUUCGGAUGUUUCUGAACGAGCGGCUGGCUGCAGCGGUGGAAGAUAUCCUGGGUUUGUUCGGGGAAACCGUGGCCCGGUACCGGGAGCAGGUGGACUGCCAACAGAGGGAGUUGGAGAGCCUCAGGUCCAGGGAGGUCGAGUGGAACCGGGCUGCAGAGCCCCAGCAGGACUCUUCCUGGAUUAAAGCGUAUCCUGAACACCAGAGCCCUGACGUCCCGCCGCUUCAGACUGACUGUGUUGAUAAGACGGACGUCGGCACYUUGGCUGAUCAGAUUAAAAUAGAAGGCGGCGGUGAAGACGACGAGCCAGAAAUACACAAUCGCUACGACUCGACGGCUGAUCCGGAGGCAGGCGGAGCUAGCCGACUUGAGGAUUCGGACGCAGAGGAAAGUGACGACGGCUGGAGGGAGGCUGCAAGACUCUGGAACCCAGAGGAGACGGAGGACUCCAAACAUCAGAGCACAGGCGCCGAGUUAAAGACUCCCAGUGAGCCGUCUCRGGAGGAAAGGCAACUUCCUCGUGUGUUCGGCUGCCGAGUUUGCGGCGAGUCCUUUCACAAGAUGAGUGUCCUGCUCGCCCACGCCUCGGCCCACCUGGGGGACUGCGGCGUGUGCGGGAAGCGGCUGGAGCCCACGGAAAGCCUGAAGCUCCACCUGAAAGCCCACAGAGAGACGCUGUUCCGCUGCAGCRUCUGCGGGCAGACGUUCACGCUGCGCGGCAACCUCGGCAUCCACAUGAGGAUCCACUCGGGCGAGCGGCCGUUCAGCUGCACCGUCUGCGGCAAGAGCUUCGGCCGGCGGGCCACGCUGGUGCGGCACGUGCGCAGCCACACGGGCGAGAAGCCGUUCGCCUGCGUGUACUGCGGCCACAGCUUCACGGAGAAGGGCAACCUGACGGUCCACCUGCGGACGCACACGGGCGAGAGGCCGUACAGCUGCUCGCUCUGCGGCCGCAGGUUCAGCCAGCUGUCCAGCUUCUACAAACACCCGUGUCAGAAGAACGGCCUGAUGUGCGUCCCCAUCAGUGGCACCUGACCGCUGCUGCGUGACGGCCGCUUCAGCAAAACAAACACACUGUCUCGGUCCUGAUGAGACGUUAUAUAUUUWGAGCUCCCAGCGUAGGAGUUGUUUGGCUUUUGGAAUACUUCUUGAUUUUGUUUUCCUCAAAGGACAUCCAGCUAUUUCUCUGACAAAUGGCAGCAUUUUCCUUGAUGGCUCAAAAUACUUAAAACAAACACUAAAGUUUGUGUUUCUACAUUUUUUUUAUAACCUUGCCUUUUUAAUG
This is a messenger RNA of Austrofundulus limnaeus, 1557 nucleotides long. Its product is annotated as zinc finger protein 333. NCBI's taxonomy places the organism in Eukaryota, Metazoa, Chordata, Actinopteri, Cyprinodontiformes, Rivulidae. The record is from RefSeq and is a predicted model, not a curated record. Gene Ontology annotation, molecular function: RNA polymerase II cis-regulatory region sequence-specific DNA binding; DNA-binding transcription factor activity, RNA polymerase II-specific. Gene Ontology annotation, biological process: regulation of transcription by RNA polymerase II.